Actinia tenebrosa (Australian red waratah sea anemone) is the source of this 1918-nucleotide messenger RNA. RefSeq names its product WD repeat domain phosphoinositide-interacting protein 2. Gene Ontology annotation, molecular function: protein binding. The record is from RefSeq and is a predicted model, not a curated record. NCBI's taxonomy places the organism in Eukaryota, Metazoa, Cnidaria, Anthozoa, Actiniaria, Actiniidae.
AUGUCCAGCCUAUGUUUUUGUUGUGCUUUGAGUGGAAAAAACAGUGAUUCAGAAUCUAGAUAAACUGCGACAAGAAAAGCCAYUUGGAGCUGAUCUGAAGCACAGAGAAGCUAAGCAAUCUCGAUGAAUCUUGCUGCAUAUGGCGGAGAUCCAUCGGGCAACCUUCUUUUUGUCAACUUUAACCAGGAUUGCUCUUCCCUAGCUGUAGGGGCAAAGACUGGUUAUAAACUAUAUUCUCUAGGAUCUGUAGAGAAAUUGGAGGAGAUCUAUGAAUAUGGAGAUACAGAGGACAUCUGCAUUGUUGAAAGGCUCUUUUCUAGUAGUUUGGUUGCCGUUGUCAGCUUGUCUGCUCCAAGAAAACUGAAAGUUUGUCACUUUAAGAAAGGAACUGAAAUAUGCAACUACAGUUAUCCCAACACAAUCUUAGCUGUGAGACUCAACAGAGUGAGGUUGUUGGUUGUUCUGGAGGAGAGUUUAUAUAUCCAUAAUAUUAGAGACAUGAAGGUUCUUCACACAAUAAGGGAUACACCGCCCAAUGCYACAGGUUUAAGUGCACUUUCAGUCAACUCUGACAACUGCUAUCUGGCAUAUCCUGGAAGCAAUCAGAUUGGAGAAGUUCAGAUCUUUGAUGCUGUUAACUUGCGUGCUGUUACUAUGAUACCAGCUCAUGAUAAUCCUGUGGCCGCCAUGGCUUUCAAUAACGCUGGAACUAAACUGGCCACAGCUUCAGAAAAGGGAACUGUUAUCAGAGUGUUUUCAAUCCCAGAUGGACUGAAAUUGCAUGAAUUUAGAAGAGGAGUAAAAAGGUGUGUUCAAAUCAACUCUCUAGCGUUUAGCCAUGACUCACUGUUCCUAUCUGCAUCCAGUAACACGGAAACUGUACAUAUCUUUAAACUCGAACUUCCUAAAGACAAGCCUUCAGAAGAAACAGCAGGAUGGAUGGGAUAUUUUGGUAAAGCUUUGUCUCCUAGCAACUAUCUACCCUCUCAGGUAACUGAAGUCUUCAAUCAAGGAAGGUCAUUCGCUAACGUUAGGCUACCAGUGGCAGGACUUAGAAACGUUUGCGCUAUUGCCACGAUAGGCAAGCUACCCCGUCUGUUAGUGGCUAGUGCGGAUGGCUAUCUGUAUAUCUACAACAUUGACCCUGAUGAGGGUGGAGAUUGCACCUUGUUGAAACAACACAGGUUAAUCGGACAUGAAGACGGUGACAAGACUCAUGAGGAAGAAACUGUCGCCUCAGAGGGUGCUACGUCACGUGACAGACAUGACUCUUCCUCAUCACAGAAAUCUGCCAUGGCAACGCCACUAUCGACCUCCCCAGGAAACCCACCAUUAGAAAACUCACCUCAAGCCGCUGCAAACCAAAGUGAACCUCAAAGGACUGGAAACUUGAAGUUGGAUGAUGAUUCAGAGUACCCGCCGCUGACCGUGCAUAAUGAUUAACGAAGGCGUCAGCGGUUUCUAUGAUUUGAUAAAGGAAACAUUGGAAGAUGAGUUUCUUGAUGAUGUGGAGUAAGCUAUUCAAAGCCAUUCCACGAAAGAGAAACACAGGAAUAAAAUGAACAGCAACGAAAAGAACUUGACAGUGCCUACUAUGCUAGCGGCUUUUUCCAGUUUUGUCCAUUUCUAAAAGCAUUAAUCUUCGUGCCAUUAAUGCAACGUUUUUAACGCCAUCCCAUAACAGUUUCCAUGGAAUAUUAUAAAUUAUAUUAAAAGUUUAUUAUUAAAUUUUCAUCCAUUAUUCGCCUAAUGAGUGUUACAUGAAGACAAAUUAUUUUCAUUCAUUUUUAAAUCUGUGUCAGUUAUACAUUGUCUAACAACAACAAGAAAUAAAAACCUCGCUGAUUGAUCAGACUCUAAACUUGCGUCUUGUGUCAGCCAUGACAGAAAGCAAAAUAAAGAGAAAAUGUUAAAUCCA